Molecule: messenger RNA, 4334 nt
Organism: Polyodon spathula (Mississippi paddlefish)
Lineage: Eukaryota; Metazoa; Chordata; Actinopteri; Acipenseriformes; Polyodontidae
Gene: adar
Product: adenosine deaminase RNA specific
Exons: 16
Coding region: 416-4039 (1207 amino acids)
Biological process (GO): adenosine to inosine editing; RNA processing
Cellular component (GO): cytoplasm; nucleolus
Molecular function (GO): tRNA-specific adenosine deaminase activity; double-stranded RNA binding; double-stranded RNA adenosine deaminase activity
Source: RefSeq, a predicted model, not a curated record
CAACUCCCCAGUAAUGCUGUUGAAGCUUCAUGAAGCUGCUCGAUGAGAUUCUGGGAUCAAUAAGCUGCUGACAACCCAAGGAGCAAGCUGGGCCGAGUGGGCUCCUCUGGUUUGUAAACUUGAAUAUGUUUAACAUGGUCGUCCCCACCCCUAAAAAAAUAAAUCCCUUCCCUUUAAGAAGCCGGUCGCCUGGUAAAGCGUCACAGAGGCCCUUCGUUCCCCGGCGCCUCACAACACACAGGCAGAUCGACAAACAGAGAGAGGGGGGGCGGAAGUUCAAAACUUGAAAUUGAUCCGCGAUACAAAAUAAAAAAAUAAACAAAAACGCAAACCUGCGCAAAUUCUACACCAGCGAGCGAGGGCAGCGCCGCUCACAGACAGGCUCCUCGUCCUCUCUGGGCAGUGCAGGCACGUUAUGAACAGGGGUGGGGGCAACGCCAGAACACCCCGCCCUCCCUCCGCCAGCCAGCACCGCCAGCUGACCCGCUGGCCCCAACAGAACCAGCACAGCAGCUGGGCCAUCCAGAACCAGCCUCCCCAGCGCCCCCCGCCUCCUCUCUCCCACAGCAGCCAGCCCCCCCCGAGCCGCGGGCCCGACCCGGACUUCCAGAGAAGGCAGGUCCAGUUCUUGAGGGGUCUGAAUCACGAGGCUCCACAGUUCUGGAGACAGCCUAGCCCCCCAGAUCUUGAGCCGGUUAGGAAAGCCCUGUACGACCAAGGGGGUCCCAGUCACCCUCCUGCUCCUGCUACUGCGCCGCCCGCAAGAUCCCCGGCUUCUCCAAACCAGCGCCCCAAUAACUCCUACAACUACCCCUACCCCCAGCCUCAGCCAGGAAGCCCCCGAUAUUGCCCCCUCCCGAAAAACCACGUUCGCCCCCCUCGCCGGUUCUUCCACCAGAACCACUACGUCCCAAACCAGAAGGGGCCGCUCUGCUCCAGUGCCCUCUCGCUGACCGCCGGCUUUCGGAAUCUGAGCUUGGGUCCCGGGAGAGACGUCCGGCAGGAGAUCCUGACGGUUUUGGGGCGCCUCCGGCCGGGGGAGACCUUGCCGGCCCGCUUGGUCGCCAAGCAGCUGGGAAUCAAGAAGAAGGAGGCGAAUCACUAUCUGUACAAGCUAGAGGGGGAAGGGAGAGCCAGGAAACAAGACGAGAGCCCCCCGAAUUGGAGCCUGGUGGCUGGGGAGGCGAGCGGCGGCAGCAACCACAGGAGAUUCAGCGACGAGGGUUCGGAAAACCAGAGGGGCGCAGUCAACGGGCCCGAGAUCGCGAACAGGGAGUCCGUCUGCGUGGAAGAGGAGAGAGGAGGUUGUGAGGCGGAAAUAGACAGCAGCGAAGGAGAAGAUUCAGAAGAAAGUUCGUCCGAAGAAGGCGAGGACGACUUCACCAUGGCGGAAACUCGGGAGCGUAUCUGUGAGUAUCUGUACGAGACCGGCCCGUCCACGCCGCUCGCCAUCGCCAAAAACCUGGGGUUCAGGACCGGGAAGCAGGUGAACCCCUCGCUCCUCUUCCUGGAGAGGAAGGGAGAGGUGAAGAGGGACGCGGGCGCCAGCCCCCCUGCCUGGGACCUGAGCCACAAGAGGAGGGAGCUUAUGGACCGGCACAGGAGAGCUGGGCUCGAACCCGCGGCCGACCCCCCACGGCCCUGCCAGGGGAUUCUGGGGGCGCUCUCGGAGAGCGAGGUGGGGAACGGGGGGCCGGCAGAUGUUCUGUUUGAGGCUGAGGGGGAGGAGGAGAUGGAUCCCGGGACCUCUGAUUCUGUCACUCCAGACCCCCAGCCACGCCCCCAGUCCCCGCCCCCUCCUCCUCACUCCUUCUACGACAGCGCGGAGAACGGGCUCACCCGCGAGCUCGACCUGGAGCUCCGGGGGAAGAACCCGGUGAGCGGGUUGAUCGAGUUCGCUCAGCACACGGGCCAGAACUGCGACUUCCUUCUGCUGGAGCAGAGCGGACCCUCCCACGACCCACGGUUCCGGAUGCAGGUGGUCCUGGGGGGUCGCAGGUUCCCGGUGGCCGAGGCAUCCAGCAAGAAGACGGCGAAGAAGGACGCGGCGGCCGGAGCAAUGAGGAUCCUGCUGAGAGAGGCUGGAGGGGGCGGGGGCGACGAGACCCCCGGGGACCACACUCAACACUCCCAGGAGCACUCUGCAGCGCCAACCGACCACGUGGCGGAGGCGGACCCUGACCCUAUCCAGUCCACCAGGUGUGUGUCGAUCGGGAAGAAUCCUGUCAGCAUGCUCAUGGAGUACGGGCAGAAAUCGGGGAACUCCUGCGAGUUCCUCUCGGUGUCGCAGUCGGGACCCGCGCACGACCCCCGGUUCACGUUCCGGGUGCGUGUCGGAGAACAGCUCUUUCCCCCCGUGGUAGCGAACAACAAGAAGCUGGCCAGGCAGCUCUCCGCGGAGGCAGCAGUGCAGGUCCUGAUGGAGGAGAACCCCCAGAGCUUCUUCACAGUAAAGCAGCAGCAGCAGCAGCUGCAGGUCAGCUUCGAGCCCCAGGACCCAGCCCCCUCUCUGAGCCUCUGCCCCUCGCUGGCCCCCCUGACGGUGCAGGAGCUGGAGGCGGCCCACGCGGCCGGGGUCGGCGACCUCAUCAACUACCUCAACAAGAACGCCAUCAGCGGCCUGCUGGAGUACGCGCGCUCCAAGGGAUUCGCCGCCGAGAUCAAACUGGUGCAUCAAGAGGGACCCCCACACGAGCCCAAGUUCACGUACCAGGCGAAGGUCGGGGGUCGCUGGUUCCCCCCUGUGUGCGCCAACAACAAGAAACAGGGCAAGCAAGAGGCUGCAGACGCUGCUCUCAGAGUGCUGAUCGGAGAGGCGGAGAAGGCAGUGCGGACUGGAGAGUUCAUAAUGGAGCUCCCUGUGAGUGGCAGUACCCUGCAUGAUCAGAUUGCCAUGCUGAGUCACCAGCGGUUCAACGCUCUCACUGCCCGGAUCCAGAACUACCUGCUGGGGCGCAAGAUCCUGGCCACCUUCGUCAUGAAGAGAGGGGAGGAGAACCUGGGCACCGUGGUCAGCAUGGGCACCGGUAACCGCUGUGUUAAAGGGGAGGAGCUGAGCCUUAAAGGGGAUACUGUUAACGACUGCCACGCAGAAAUCAUCUCGCGGAGAGGAUUCAUCAGGUUCCUGUACAGCGAGCUGUUGAAGUACGACCCUGCGUCGAAAGAGGGCAGCAUCUUUGAGCCUUCUGAAGGGGGGAAGGUUCGAGUGAAGAACGGGGUCACCUUCCACCUCUAUAUCAGCACUGCCCCCUGUGGAGACGGCGCUCUGUUUGAUAAGUCCUGCAGUGAUCUCCCUGCACCCCAGGGCUCCUGCCAGCAUCAGCCCCUCUUCGAGAACGUCAAGCAGGGCAAACUGCGCACCAAAGUGGAGAAUGGAGAGGGCACUAUCCCGGUGGAGUCGAGCGACAUCGUGCCCACGUGGGAUGGCAUCCAGCAUGGGGAGCGUCUGCGCACCAUGUCCUGCAGUGACAAGAUGCUGCGCUGGAACGUGCUGGGCCUGCAGGGGGCGCUGCUCACGCACUUCAUGGAGCCAGUCUACCUGAGCUCCAUCACCCUGGGCUACCUGUACAGCCACGGUCACCUGACCAGAGCCGUGUGCUGCCGGAUGUCGCGUGACGGAGAUGCUUUCAGACAGUCCCUGCCGACGCCCUUCACUGUCAAUCACCCGCAGGUGGGGCGUGUCAGCGUUUACGACUCGAUCCGACACACGGGCAAGACGAAGGAGUCGAGUGUGAACUGGUGCCUGUCCGAUGAGCUCAGUGUGGAGGUGCUGGACGGGACCAAGGGCAAAGUGGACGGUGUGAAGCUGGCCGUGUCUCGUGUCUCGAAGAGCAGUUUGUUCCAGCUGUUCAGAGCGCAGUGCUCUCGCGCAGGGAGGGGGGACCUGCUGGCUCUGCGCUCGUACAGGGACGCCAAGCAAGCCGCUCAGCCCUUCCAGAGAGCCAAGGAGAGCUUCGUGAGGGCGCUGGAGGACAUGAGCUAUGGGAACUGGAUCUGCAAGCCAGUGGAGGAGAAGAGCUUCAGCUACGAUGAGGUCUAGAGAGAGGGGGGGGGGGGGGGACCCUUUCCUGGGCACUGGACCCCCCCGCCUGCCGUAGACUUCAAGGAAACUGAAUCGGCCCGUAGAGAGCUUUAUAAAGGAGCAGUUUGUGACUGGAAACGCAGCCCAGUACUCCCCUUUCAAUCGAGUGGCUUUGCGUUCCUGUAGAGGGGAUGGGUCUGCUCUGUCUGUGCGGCGCACUGCGUCCUGCUGUUUCAUAGUUCUGUUUAUUUUCCAGGCAUGGGAAUAAGACCCCCCCCCACCCCCACAUUGCACAGCAGUGUGAUCCAGUCCU